Messenger RNA from Papilio xuthus (Asian swallowtail), 1801 nucleotides. RefSeq lists its product as uncharacterized. The transcript has 6 exons. NCBI's taxonomy places the organism in Eukaryota, Metazoa, Arthropoda, Insecta, Lepidoptera, Papilionidae. Bases 84 to 1619 code for a protein of 511 amino acids. The record is from RefSeq and is a predicted model, not a curated record.
UACAGAUUACAAUUACUUUAAAUGAAUAAACUUACUUUGUAACUUUAAUAUUAAAUCGAAGCAAGCAAGGUUAACUCAAUAAAAUGGAGAAAAUCAAACUCUACGAAGAAUUUAAGUUGAUCGAAAAAACUGAGGCUGAAGUGAACGGAGCAUGGAAAGGCGCUCAUUUGCUUCUAUUCUUCAUGGCUUUUGUAUUCGGAUCAUUCUGCACGUUUUGCUUCCACAUGAUUAUGUAUCUUUUCGAUGAGAAGUGCGUUCUUUUCCCGAAGCUGCUCUCACUGACUUCUUUAAGACAUAACCUUAUCUAUGAAUUCAUUCCAGACGAAAAAAUGGCUGAAAUGCUGCCCGUCGAUUUUCUUAGCACACAAUGGAUAGAUAAGAGCGCGUGCUACCUGCCCACAUACGUACCUCUGGUCUCUGGAAUCUUCGGCCUCGUGUGGACCACCAUGUUCCUCAUGUGCUCCGCCAGCAGCCGUACACUCACUGGAUUACAAAGGCCAUGGCGCGUACUGCCUCCCGUAUUCGUGUUCUCGCUGCUGAUGGGCGGCCUGUGCGUGUACGCGUCCGCCGUCACUCAGCUCGGCCUUGACGAACUCUGCCUCAAGCUCGGCGAGAUCACAGGCAGUACUACGUGCACAUACACAGUGAACGUAGCAACGUUAGCGUAUGAGCGACGUAUACGCGGUGUGUACCAGGCGACGCAGCUUACAGUAGCGGCGGCCUGGCUGCACACCGCUUGCUGGCUGCUAUCCGCCCUGCUGGCGCUAGUCCGCGUCAUCCUCGCCGUAGACUUCCACCUCGUGCGCGUCACCACGCACUUACAGGGUGAUAUAGACAAGAUGCUGCAACGAUAUGAGAGACACGUGCGAACAGUUACUCCCGAUUUCAAAGAUACUAAAGACUACAGCCUAUCGUACAGCGUAACGCGAGUUCAUUUCAAGAGACCUUUUGGUUCAAGAAGUCCUGAGGGCGAGACUUUAUACAUUUCCAGGCGACCUCAAUAUAAAUCUGAGACAUCUUUAGUUGCCGAGGAACAAAGUAAACUACGCAGAAAAACCGUAUAUAAAGGUGUUCCUAAAGAGAAUCAAUUUAUUGUCGACUUCCUAUACGAUAUAAUAGAAACGAUAAACUUAACCCCAUCAAUAAGGGAAUCAUCAUCGAGCUUAGAUUAUGAUGGUUCAUCUGUAUCUUUAAUUAUGCGUCAAUAUGGACAAGAAAGAAUUAAAUCACAAGCAGAAGCAUACCGUUCGCCCGGAGGAUCCCAAGAAUAUUUAUCGAUAGAUCUUCAUGAAGAAGAAGAGAUAUUCAGCGAGAUAAAAAGAAAUAUAAUCCAACACUUGAAUAAAACUUUAGAUAAAAUGCAAUCCGAACGCGUUAUUACGCCUUUUCAUGAAGAAAGUUAUGAGUCGGUGUUGAAUAUUACGCCUGACUUGAAAGAAAUUUUGGAAAAGAAAACACGGGAACUGAAACAAGAUGAGAUAAUUGAAGAGGUUAAGGAGACUGAUGAAAACAAAAUAGAAGAAAAACAAGAAGCUGUAGAAGGUCCUAGCGUUAGCUCAGCGGUGGCUAAUGAGCAACAAGAAGAGAUAAAGCCUCGGAUAAAAGAAAAACAGGAUUAACCGACAUUUAUGAUGACAAUAAUUAUUUUCCUUAUGAGUUUUAGCAUUGAGAAAUAUGCGAAUUUGUAUUUCAAUAAAAUAAUAUCACUUUAACACCAAUGAUUGUCAUAAAAUGCAAUUCCUUGCUCACACAUAUUAUCAUGAGAUGAGAUGGAUCUUAAGAAUGAAAUAUUUUCAGUCAU